Molecule: messenger RNA, 592 nt
Organism: Microdochium trichocladiopsis
Lineage: Eukaryota; Fungi; Ascomycota; Sordariomycetes; Xylariales; Microdochiaceae
Exons: 2
Coding region: 142-549 (135 amino acids)
Source: RefSeq, a predicted model, not a curated record
CGUCGAGGCCCGUUCCUCACGAACAGGAUUCCUUCCCUUUCAUCACCUCAGAGGAUCUUCGCCAUCGCACCACGAGUAAUCUUGCGUUCUACGUUCAAGAAGUCGCAAACCUCUAGCGAGGCUUCGCUACACCAGCCCACAAUGAAGAGCAAGCCAUUUCACCAAAUCCUACAAGCAAUCACGGGGUCUAGAGCCACGCGUCCUCACGGAACUCAACCACAGCGUUCACGAAAGCCCAAACGUUGCCCAAGGGUGUGCAAAACAUCUGCCAAGGCCGUAGCCAAGAAAUCUGCUCGUCGCACAAACGCUCAGAAUAAUCAAUCAGGACCUUUCAACUGUAUCUCAUGUGCGUUACCAGCCAAGUUUAGGACAAAUUGCGCAUACUGCUGCUUUCAUUGUCCUUCUUGCUUCAUCUCCAGUAUGGAGGACGAGUAUUGCGAGGGGUGUGCAGGAGAGUGGUUCUCUUACUCGGACAAACCUCCUUUUACCGACGCGAACCUCCCAAGGCCUGACGGGAGAAGAAUGCAGGACCCAUUUCCACUACCAUAAUAAAACUCAUAGCUUAGUCUUAGAUGAGCAAUGAUUAGCGGCG